Messenger RNA from Suillus fuscotomentosus, 3635 nucleotides. Its product is annotated as tubulin folding cofactor D C terminal-domain-containing protein. Gene Ontology annotation, biological process: tubulin complex assembly; microtubule cytoskeleton organization; post-chaperonin tubulin folding pathway. Lineage: Eukaryota; Fungi; Basidiomycota; Agaricomycetes; Boletales; Suillaceae. The transcript has 21 exons. The record is from RefSeq and is a predicted model, not a curated record. Gene Ontology annotation, molecular function: beta-tubulin binding; GTPase activator activity. Bases 92 to 3520 code for a protein of 1142 amino acids.
ACGUAAACAGACCGCUACUUCGUCAGAUCACUGGGUUUCGCGCAUCAGCACGGUUGACUCUGCAGUCCACUUCGUCAAUGACACGGUGGUCAUGGAUGAAGACUCACAAGAAAACCGAUUAUUUUCAGCUUUCGAGCGCCACGACGAAUUCGUAGCAGCUCAAAACACCCUGCUGGCGGCCGAUUUAUUCGUAGAGCCCAGUCGCGAAGAGGAAGAUGUGGAACUUCAUUGCAGUCGAAAAUUAAUCGUGAUUUUUGGAGAAUACCAAGAGCAAUCGUAUCUAUUGGACCCGUACCUUGAAAGCCUCGUGUCUCCCGUCGCGGAAUGCCUUAGAAGAUAUGCAAUGGCAUGCGUUAAUGCACGAGGUGCUCAGUCUUCUCGUAGUCGUGUGGAACGCCUCGCAGAUCUUCUUCAUAACUAUAUCAAGUUCCGCGGGUAUAAGACAAUAACUAGAUUCUUCCCUCAUGAAGUUUCCGAUCUCUCGAUCGCCUUGGAUUUCAUCCGGCUGCCGUCAGGGCUAGUAAAAGACCCCAGUCAAUGGGGACUGCGAUAUGCCGUGCUACUUUGGCUAUCUCUCAUUUGUCGGAUCCCUUUCGACUUACAGAAAUUCGAUGAUACCACUCGAUCCGGUGAAACAGCAAAUGCGAUCGAGCUCGUUGGAAAGGACCGCCUUAACAUGGCUGGUUUAGAGCGCGAAGGAGCGGCUACCCUUUUGGCACGCUUCUAUGCACGAAAGGACACCAAGCAGCAAUUCUCCUCUUUUGUCGAGUGGUCAAUAACAGUUUUUCGCUCUUCGAAUAUCAUCUUGUCUAUAGGAGUAUUACAAGUCCUUUGUGAAUUGAUGAAAUCUGGUUCAUCUGAACAACUCCAAGCGUUUACGCAACAGUUCUUGGAAAUUACAGAUACCUUAGAGCAAAGUGCCCCCUUGGCCAGCAACACAUUGGUUCGAAAAUAUCGCACGAAAUUGCUAUCGCGCGUUGCGUUGCGUCUGAUGCCUCCGAAUAUAUUUAGAUCCAAGUUAACAUUCCGUAGUCUGGAUGGUGAUAUCAAGAAUGAGGCUCUCAAACGGAACGUAGAUGAUGGCGAUGAUGAUAUUGAUGUUCCUGAAGAAAUUGACACAAUCUUAGAGUCUCUAUUCAAGAGCCUGCAGGACAAGGACACAGUGGUACGAUGGUCAGCAGCCAAAGGCAUUGCUCGCCUUUCAGAACGCCUUCCGUCGGAUUUCUCCUCUCAGGUAUUAGAGACCAUUCUUGGUCUUUUCUCAAUCCAUUCUGUAGCAGGUGCAAGUGUUUAUGACACUCCUGCCAUCGCUGAGGCUACCUGGCAUGGCGCAUCUCUCGCGUCAGCAGAGAUGGCACGCAGAGGUCUAGUUCAAACUGCUGCACUAGGAAGCCUCUUGGGCUGGCUCUCGAAAGCCCUCUACUUCGACAUACGUAAGGGGGCCCAUUCCAUUGGAUCAAACGUACGGGAUGCUGCGGCCUAUGUGAUCUGGGCUUUAGCGAGGGCACAAGAUCCGGAAUCCUUCUCUCCCUAUGCUCGUGAACUCGCGCAGUGGCUCGUUUCUGUGGCGUUGUUCGACAGGGAAAUUCACAUUCGAAGAGCGGCUAGUGCCGCCUUCCAAGAACAUGUUGGCAGAAUGGCGCUGUUCCCACAUGGUAUCGACGUCCUUAGAAAAACCGACUUCUAUGCAGUCAGCGUGCGGCGGAAUGCGUUCAUUGUCGCGGCUCCACAAGUCGCUGAGCACCUGGAGUACAGAUCAUAUCUGAUCGAUCACAUCAUUUCGAUCACUUUGCGUCACUGGGAUGUUGCGAUGAGGGAGUUGGGUGCUCAGGCCUUGCGCCGGAUAUGCGAGCUCGACUUGAAGAUACUAGGGCUGGAGUGUGCCUCGAAGAUGGCGGGAUUUUUAGACUCCGUUGAUGUAUCUGAUGUGCAUGGAGCACUUGCAGCAUUGACAGGUAUCUCUGAAGCGUACCGAGCUCAGGAGAGCGAAGAAAAUGCAAGCAACCGGCAAAAGAUAUUUGCCUUCAUUGCAAUUGUUUCCAAAGAUGUUGUUAUGUCUCCACGAAACGGUCUAGUACUUGCGGCGGCGUGUGAUCUCAUUGCAAGCAGCCUGACACUACAGGAAGUUGAGCUUCAGGAAAAAUCAUCCGUGCCCCAUUGGAAAAGGAUCAUAGACCAGGGACUGCGACACAGAAGCUCUUCCGUCCAACAAGCCGCUGCCGCCGCCAUAGCCGCAACAAGUUCCUUGAUUGAUUGCUCGCCAGAUUCCUUGCAGCAAAGUCUUGGCUAUACUCUAGGUGUACUCAAUUAUAAUGUGCAUCCGCAUGGUUUCUCUGAGGUAGUCAAGUGCUUGUUGGAUAGUGUCGAUUCCAACGUAAGAUUUUUCCCUGAUCAUCACGAAUGUACUGCCUCGCCUCACCGAAUGUUCGUGUUUUUAUUUUAUGUUCGGCGAAUUAUGUAUGGAGUCCUUGAUGCCCUUGACAGCGGACUAGAUGAUUACACGAUGGAUGAGCGUGGCGACGUUGGCUCGUGGGUACGAAUGGCGUGCAUUGAAGGUCUAGCAUCAAUUUUCGAAGAUCUGUUUCGCGUUUCAGGAAACAUACCUGAAUUCGCGAAUUACUUGCCUGCGCAGAGGUAUCACAGUGUGAUAGCCAGAAUCCUUCGUCAGGGCGUCGAAAGACUGGACAAUGUACGUCAAACCGCGGGACACUGUUUAUUGCGAUUGUUUCGCAUCCCUCUCCCGACCGUUCCUCAUCAAGAGGAAUGGCGUAUCAAAGGCUCAGAACUCAUUAUGAAGCUGUUUCUGACUGACGCCUCGGGCACUAUCACCAGUUGGAGUGUUGGGGAAUGGCUAUUUCCCAAAGCCGUAGAACUGCUCCGCGUACAAGAGUACAGACAAUCCCUACUGACAGGUCUUAUACAUAGUGUAGGAGCUAGAACUGGAAGCACGCACCGCCCAGCAUCUUCAAGUCUGGUUUCCUUUGCGCAGGGCCUUCCAUUAUUAGCCGGCGAUUCUGGCUAUAGUCUGUCUGAGCUGUGUGACGACCUCAUCGAGUGCGCACAAGGGAGAACGACGUCGAACGCGGUGGUGGUCCCUAUCUUGCAAACGUUCAAUAUGCUUUUGGAGGCAGAUGUAUUGUCUCGCCUGUCCAGCGUUGACAACGGCCCAUCAAAGCUAGAGAGAUUACUGAACAUUGCAACAAGAAAUGUACAGCGAUUGAAGAAUGUACAGCGAGUGCAAGAGUCCAUGAAAAUCGUCGUAAACCUCUUGGUCGUUUCCUCGGUUUCAAAAUCAUCCUCGGAGCGAAUCAUCGACUUCCUUUCUCACCCUUAUCCAAAGAUCCGGACCAGUACGGCUGAGUACCUCUACACGUUCAUACAAAGCAGGGACCUCGGCUGGGAGGCAGAUGAAGCAGUCGAUGAACUUCUUCUCGAAACAGAAUGGUCUUCGGAAAGCAUGGAAGUGAAGGUGGCAGCCACUCGCAUCUCGGAGCUCCUCUCUUGCACAAUUACCGAGUGAUUAAAACGUUGUUCAGUGUAUGGCCUAUACGCAGGACCAAGCGCAUGUAGAUCAUAUCGUAUGAACACCCUUACUUAGCUGAAAUGUACUUUUUAUGAGGGGGCGUGUUGUGAUC